ACGAUGCGCUCCAGCGAGUUUUACUUCCCCUGUACAGGGGUGUUUGCCAGCAGCCGGCGGUUGCUCUCAGAAGUCAGUUCCAGUGACUUGAGCUCUUGAGCCCAGAGCCUUACCAUGCUGCUCCCUAGAAAGGCCAGGAGCUGCUGACAUCUCCCUGGGCAGCAACUCACAUCUGCUCUCAAGAAAAAUGGACAAGCUGAAUAAGAUAACUGUCCCUGCCAGCCAGAAGCUGAGACAGCUUCAAAAAAUGGUCCAUGAUAUUAAGAACAAUGAAGGUGGAAUAAUGGACAAAAUAAAAAAACUGAAAGUCAAAGGACCUCCAAGCGUUCCUCAGAGGGACUACGCGUUAGAGAGCCCUGCUGACGAAGAGGAUCAGUGGACAGAUGACUUUGACAGUGACUAUGAAAAUCCAGAUGAGCAUUCGGACUCUGAGAUGUACGUGAUGCCCGCGGAGGAGACGGGCGAUGAUUCCUACGAGCCACCUCCCGCUGAGCAGCAGACAAGGGUGGUCCAUCCAGCCCUGCCCUUCUCCAGGGGCGAGUAUGUAGAUAAUCGAUCCAGCCAGCGGCACUCUCCGCCCUUCAGCAAGACACUUCCCAGUAAGCCCAGCUGGCCGUCAGCAAAAGCAAGACUGGCCUCCACCCUGCCAGCCCCCACCUCUCUACAGAAGCCUCAAGUCCCCCCCAAGCCCAAAGACCUCCUGGACGAUGAGGCUGACUACGUGGUCCCUGUGGAGGACAAUGAUGAAAAUUAUAUCCAUCCCAGAGAAAGCAGCCCGCUGCGUGGUGAGAAAGCUCCCACGGUGAAUAGAUCGACCAAGCCAAACAGCUCCUCAAAGCCAGUAUCGCCUCCAGGGCACGUCACAGGUCGGAACAGUGGGGUCUGGGACUCCAAGUCAUCUUUUCCCGCUGCACCAUCCCCACUGCCACGAGCCGGGAAGAAAACAGCUACACCACUGAAGACAACUCCAGCUGCCCCUCCACAGAACGCAUCAAGUGUUUGUGAAGAAAAACCUGUUCCUGCUGAACGCCACCGAGGGUCAAGUCACAGACAAGACACUGUACAGUCGCCAGUGUUUCCUCCCGCCCAGAAACCUAUCCAUCCAAAGCCUGUACCUCUGCCAAGGUUUCCAGAAGGGGGAAGUCCCACUGUAGAUGGACUGUUACCUAGCUUUUCAUCUUCUCCCACUUUUGCAGACCAGGAAGCUGAGCUUCACGGUAAGCCCUGGUAUGCUGGCGCCUGUGACCGCAAGUCUGCAGAAGAAGCCUUACACAGAUCCAACAAGGAUGGAUCAUUUCUUAUUCGGAAAAGCUCUGGCCAUGAUUCUAAGCAGCCAUAUACGCUAGUUGCGUUUUUUAAUAAGCGAGUAUAUAAUAUUCCUGUACGGUAUAUUGAAGCAACCAAACAAUAUGCUUUGGGAAAGAAGAAAAAUGGUGAAGAGUACUUCGGAAGUGUUGUGGAAAUCAUCAAGAAUCACCAGCACAACCCCCUGGUUCUUAUUGACAGUCAGAAUAACACAAAAGAUUCCACAAGACUGAAAUAUGCUGUGAAGGUUUCAUAAAGGAAGAGACGUCAACACCACUGUUCCAGACAUUUCCCCCAUUUCUCCUUUUGAGAAAACUUCAUAUUCUGGAUGUGAAUCAUCAGCAAUAAAAGAGAAGAUAAAUGAAUUCAUGGAGGCGGUAAAUCCAGUCCUUCAUAAGAUGUUCACAUGAGCUUUUCUAUUGCCUGACCGGAUGAAGUAAUAGCUGGGGAGCAGUUAUGAUGCUACUAAUGUUUUCCAAAUAAAUGUAUUUAAAAGAACCAGGAGUAGUGCAUUUUCAGUGAUACAAGAAAAUAACAUUAUAUUUUUAAACUAAGAAGAUUUUACACUUGGAUACAACCAAAAAGCCACUGGGAAUUUAGGCCCUUACAGCAAUCACUGCACCUGAAUGGAGCUAGGCUGUCUACUGCUGAAGCUUGACAAUUAUGUCUUAAACCUUUUUCUUUUUUUCUUUUGAGAUAGUUUCACUAUGUAGACCAGGCUGGCCUGGAAGUCACAGAGAUCUACCUGCCUCUGAUUCUCAAGUACUGGUAUUAGCGAUAUGUACCACCACACCCAAUUUCAGUUAAACUUAUAAUAUGUAGAUUAAAGUAAUGAAUGGCAGACAAAACAGGGGUUUGGAACAGAUCUAUGUGUGCCUCCAACCAUAUGAGAAGUAAACAGAGAUGAACUUUCCAGUUCUGCCAGAUUGUGCUAUUGGAUUUGCCUAUUAGAAAUAAUCAUUCCCCCUUUGAUCUGAGUAUCUAUUAGAUGGCACCUAAACUUGGUGUGAAAUGGAGAUGAUAAGUAAACCAAUUGGAAAAGCUGGGUGCUAGGGAAAUAAUCCAGAGAACAUGAGCAGAUAGGCUGGUGUCAAUAAACACAAAGGAUUUCAUUAGUUUCUUUUCUGUUGCUGUGAUAAUGCAUCAAAACCAAGGCAACGUACAGAGGAAAGAGUUUUAUCUGGUUUGCAGUUCUGGAAAAACAAGAGUCCAUCGUGGCAGCAAGUAGCAGGCAUCGCCACAGCUGGAGCAUGAUGCCAAGAGCUCACACCUCAACCACGAGCUGAAGCCGAGAGCAUGAACUGAAAAUAAGUGAUGCCUUUUCCUCUCUCAGAGCCACCCCCUCCCAGCAACACCCAGGACAUAUCACAAGCCCCUCCCCAAAUGGAGCCACCAAUGAGGACCAAGGGUUUGGAUGCCCAAGACCAUGGGUGGGGGGACAUUUCUCAUUUAAACCAUCACAAGGAUAAAGAGAUGCUACAGUGAACAGCCUUGCACAAGGUCUUAGAUCAGUCCAGAUAUGUACUCUAGAUGGUGUUGAAAUGAUAUGCAGCUAAUUAAGUCUAAUAAUCAAAUGAGAACACACUUAAUCACUGGAUAAGAUAGCAGCACCAAUGCGUUUUAAAAAGCCAGAUGGUGGUGCCCAAGACUAUGGGUCAGAGCAACUCACAGACUCUCUCAUAAACAGAGCAACAUGUUUUUAAGUGUCAGUUUCGUAACUACUAAACUAUGAGUUGAAUUAUGUCCAACACAUUUACAAAGUGUUGCGUAAUUUUUAAAAACUCUUUUAUCUACAUUUCUUUAUAUCUCCUUCUCUCUAUCCUAAUCCUUUCCAACACUCCAACAUCAGGUAGGAGACAGAGUUAGUGGGAGAGGGGGCACAGUUCUCUUAGCUGCUUCCUGCUGGUUAGCAUCCUCAGGUUCCUUGGAGCCAAUCCAAUCCUUGUUUCAGGAGAUCUCCAACUUCUUGUCUCACUGCAUCAACAGCAACAGGAGCUGCAGAGAGGAAGCAACAGCAGCCUUGUUCUUUCUCGGAGCUCCUCCAUGCUCUCUGGGCUCUGGCAUUUAUUCUCUCUCCAGAGUCCUCAGAUUUAAACUAUCUGCAGCUGGCAAAGAGCCCCUCUCAGAGCCCACAUGAGGCAAAUAGUUUGUUGGUGUGGCCAAUCUGAAUCAGUCCCACAUCCCACGCCUGGGAUUAAAACAAAAACAUGUUUCUAUCCACAACAAUAAAGUCAAGUUAAUAUGGAGUCAUAAGGUAGGUGCUACUCAGGUGACCUGUUCUUUAUGAAGAAAAGAGUUUGAGUACAGAUGCAGCCACUCAUAGAGGGAAGGCUGUCAAGAGGCAUCAUGAGAAGACAAGGGACUGGACCCAUGCACCCAUAAACCAAAGAAUGUCAAGGAUGGCUGUCAAACCAGCAAAAGCCAGGCAAGGGCAAGAACAGAUUCCCUUCCAGAGUUCAGUGGAAACACUGGCCCGUUUAUACUUUGAUUUCAGAUUUCAAGCAUCUAGAACUGGAGGUCAGUAAGUCUAUUUCAAUCUCUUUCUUUAAGCCACUCAGAUUGUGGUGGCUUGUUACAACUGCCCUCUGAUGGGAAUACAGUUCAUAGAGACUUUUUACAAUGAAAUCUUUGGUAUAUAUUCAUAGAAGUUUUGAAAUUUUGUUUUGAAAGUGUUUUCCCUUUUACAAAAACAAUGUAAUUAUUUAGAAUGUACUAGAAAGAACUAUUUACAAUAAAGAAGACUGAAGCAGUCCUUUGCAAAAAACACCCAUUAAUAAUAUAAGACAGGAACCCUCUCCGAGUAGCCUUGGCUGUCCUGGACUCACUUUGUAGACCAGCCUGGCCUUGAACUUACAGAUAUCCUCCUGCCUCUGAGUGCUGGGAUUAUAGGUGUGCAGUACCAUGGCCAGUUUUUUAAACAGUUUACUUUUUAAGAUUUUAUGUACAUUGGUGUUUUGAUUGCAUGUAUGCCUGUGUGACGGUAUCAGAUCCUCUGGAACAGGAUUUAUAGACAGUUGUGAGCUGCCAUGUGGGUGCUGGGAAUUGAACCAGGGUCCUCUGGAAGAGCCAGUGCUUUUAACCGUUGAGCCAUCUCUCCAGCCAGAGAUACAUUUUAAUGUAAACAAAUCUUCAUUCAUUCCUUCUGUUGCCACAGCGACCCCUGCUCAAAACAGCCUUUUUUUGCCCUGUCCCCAACUGCCCCCCUCCUGGUGUUCCCCUCCAACAAGAUGAAGAAGCAUAGCUUCUAAACAAACAAACAAACAAACAAAAUGCAACUCCAUAGUAACUUAAUACUCAGCACUGCAAUGGUGGGCUUCUUGGAGCAAACGCUGGGAUUCAUAAGCCAGUCUCUGCAGAGGCAUCCAUACUCUAUUAGUCUCCAGUGUUGAGAGAAAUAUCCUACCUAACAAGCCAACCUUUCCCCAUCUCCCAGAAAGAGUCCGUUAGAGGGUAAAUAAUCCUACCCGCUUCUCCAAAGCCUUCCUCUGCAGGUGGAAUUCUCAGUGAAGCUAGGAAAACCUCCAAGAGAUCCCGUCAGCUUCAUCUAUAAUUAUCAAUGCUUGAUAAGAAAGUGAUUUUUUUUUCACAGAGAAAUUCUCAGGCAAGCUAGCUGAUGCGGAGGAGAGGGGGACUGGAGUGCCAUAGCGCGGCGGCUGAAGGCAGCAUCUCGGGUCCUGUUCUCUGUCUCAAGAACAUCGCAAAGCAGACUGCAUCCGGGGUGACAGAAAGGCUCCAGGCUUGUGCCAAUGGGCAGCAGAGAUGGGAUGGCUGCAUCUGCGGCCAUCAGAAGCCUGCCCUGUGCUGAAACGAACCAGCCACAGCACGGGUUUCGUGACUCUGAACCCCGAGAACUAAACUACUUCAUGGCAACCGGGUCAGGUUUGCCUAAGAAUAGAACGGACUGAUGCGAAGCAAAACUAGUCGUAUGCGAGGCAUGAUUUUAGAGCUGGACUGAAAUUAAAAUGACUUUAAGAUGGAGUACAACCUAACCUCUACUUAUAGGUGAGGUGGCAUAGAGGAAACUUAAAGCCUGCUGCCUGAAAGUUCAGUUGCAGCGAAUGCCCCUGGCAGGAGCUAAGCGCAAGGGGAGACAGUAUUGGCUUCAGAGACGGGUCUGUGUCCCGGAUCUACUGCUAACUGGUUUGCUGUCGGGCUUCCUAUCCUUGAAAGCGUCAGCUUUUACGUUUCUGAAACAACUUCUUUGUAGUCAUGACACAAGAGUGAGCAAAGGUACUUUUUUAUACCUCUACAAAUUAUGUCUCAAAAUACAAAAUACAAAAUACAAAAUAUUAACUCGCAGCCCCCUCGUUAAAAAUCUCCUUUGCAGAGAUUUAAACUGAUCUGUGAACAACUCUUCAAAUAAAACUGCUUGUGGACAUUC
Messenger RNA from Meriones unguiculatus (Mongolian gerbil), 5686 nucleotides. RefSeq names its product B cell linker (gene Blnk). NCBI's taxonomy places the organism in Eukaryota, Metazoa, Chordata, Mammalia, Rodentia, Muridae. Gene Ontology annotation, cellular component: cytoplasm. The coding region runs from base 188 to 1561 and encodes 457 amino acids. The record is from RefSeq and is a predicted model, not a curated record. Gene Ontology annotation, biological process: intracellular signal transduction; cell surface receptor protein tyrosine kinase signaling pathway. The transcript has 17 exons.